Xylaria bambusicola is the source of this 2448-nucleotide messenger RNA. RefSeq lists its product as uncharacterized. The coding region runs from base 427 to 2262 and encodes 611 amino acids. Gene Ontology annotation, molecular function: oxidoreductase activity, acting on CH-OH group of donors; flavin adenine dinucleotide binding. The record is from RefSeq and is a predicted model, not a curated record. The transcript has 2 exons. NCBI's taxonomy places the organism in Eukaryota, Fungi, Ascomycota, Sordariomycetes, Xylariales, Xylariaceae.
ACAGACAAGCACUAGCUAAGGACCCAAGUGGUCAAUGUCAUCUAUCACAAUCACCAAGCGCAGAUCUGGAUCUACCUAUCCCUGGCUUGUCAAGGGAGGUAGGUAACAUACGAUGUCACAUAGGUGCAGUAAGCGGCUACCCGCUUUCCCUCUUCUAUCCACCACCACCUGGGUAAUCAUGCCUAGACUGCUGUAGAGCUGUCGCAGCUUCAAUGCGGCAUCCAAUAGCUGUGCCGCCAUCAUGUCAGCUUACCUUAGUAAACGCGGGCUUCUACUGUUGGUGGCAUUGCACAUGCUCAAAUCGUAGAAUCCCCUCUGUACAUUUUCUCCUUCUUUCUUCUCUUUCCUUCAUUUUUGUUUGGUUUUGGCAAGUAUCUUGAAUCAUUCCUAGUCGCUGCCUGUCUUUAGAAUACCCCGCUAGCUAAAAUGAGUGAAUCGUUUGACUACAUCGUUGUUGGCGGCGGUACGGCCGGUCUUGUCGUAGCUGCCCGACUCACCGAAGAUGCUAGUGUUCGCGUGCUGGUCAUCGAGGCCGGCGCCGACAAGAGAGAUGACCCUGCUUUAGAGACGCCCGGUCUUGUUGCUGGGGCUUAUAGUGAUGAUCGCUUCAUCUGGCCAUUCCAGUCAACUCCACAGACCGAGUUAAAAGGUCGUCACCUUCGACAGGAUACCGGCAAGGUCCUGGGUGGCAGCUCAUUGACCAAUUUCAUGAUGGCCAUGUUUCCCUCGCGCACCAAUUUAGACACAUGGGCUCAAAUGGGAAAUAAAGGCUGGUCCUACGAUGACCUCGCUCCUUACUUCCAGAAAUUCGCGACAUCACACCCUCCGAGCCAAGCUAUCAAAGAGACAUUAGGAGGCCUAUCUUACUACCAGGAUGACAUUAAAGGCAACGGCCCCAUCCAGCUCUCCUUUGACGACCAAUACGCGGACAUGAACAAGAAUUGGUUCAAGACCUUUGCCGAGAUGGGGCUAGAGAUGAAGACGGAUCCCAGGACAGGCAGGGCCAUCGGUGCAUUUCAAAAUUCAUCGACUAUUGAGCUUGGGAAGAACACUCGAAGCUCAUCCGUCACCGCAUACUACACGGAAGAGAUCGCCAAACGACCGAAUUUGAAAGUCUUGUUGGAGACGACGGUACAGAGAAUCAUCACAGAGACCCGCAACGGCCAAGUCCUCGCGACCGGCGUAGAAAUCAAAGAUAAGGAUGGCAAAGUUAGCACCCUCUCAGUCGGCAGAGAAGUCGUUCUCGCCGCGGGAACCAUUAGAACACCACAACUGCUGGAGCUAUCCGGCAUCGGCGACCGCGACCUCCUCGAGAGUCUGGGCAUCAACGUCGUGAUCGACAAUCCCAACGUAGGCGAGCACAUGCAAGACCACCUCAUGACGUCGCAGCAAUUCCCCGUGAAAAAAGAAUACCCGUCGGCAGACGGCCUCCGCGACCCGGAGAGAUUCAAGGCGGCCUUCGAGCAAUACGCCACGUCAAAGCAAGGCCCGCUCGCAGGCAUGGGCACAAGCGUGGCAUACGUGCCCCUCGCGGACCGCAACGGCGUCAUGACGGUGUCAGACCGCAAGGCGCUCUUCGACAGAUACCUCUCGACGACGCCGACGCUGAACCCCGUGCAGAAGCGCGAGUUCAAGCUGAUCCGGUCGCUCCUCGAGGCCGAGACCGAGCCGGCGAUCCAAUACCUGUGCUUCCCGGGCUCGUUGACCGUGACGCCGCACCCGGAGACGCUGACGGACAUGUUCACCUCGCACGCGCCGUACGACUGCGUCGGCAUCAUGUCGUUGCUGAACCACCCGUUCUCGCGGGGCAAUGUGCACAUCUCCUCGCCGGAUGCGUCGGUGCCGCCGACGUGGAACCCGAAUUACUGCUCGCACCCGCUGGACCUCGAGAUCCUGGCGCGCACGGUGGGCUUCGUCGAGAAGAUCGUGAAUACCCCGCCGUACAGCGACAUGAUCGACACGAGUCUGAAGCGCCUCCCCGACGCGAAGGGCGACGACCUCGAUGUCGCGAAGGACAUCGUGCGGGGACGCACUGUGUCUUGCUUCCAUAUUGCCGGGACGUGUCGCAUGUUGCCGCGCGAGCUGGGGGGCGUGGUGGACGAGAAGUUGAUCGUCCACGGGACGGCGAACAUCCGCGUCGUCGACGCGAGUAUGAUCCCCUUGGAGCCGCUGGGCAAUAUCCAGACCACUGUGUAUGCUGUUGCUGAGCGGGCUGCGGAUAUCAUUAAGGAGAGCAGGAAGAUCACGCUGCCUAUACGCUGAAGAUUAUGAAGUACCUACUUACUUUGAUGCUAGAGAAUAGAUAAAAAGGGGUCAAGAUGUAGACGUGGAUAUGACCCGGGAGUAACUCGACGGCAUGAUAAUGAAUGUACGCAGUAUCUAAUGUAAAGAUCCCGAAGAAUCGAGGUGAUUGUUCCUACAUGUCUUCAGUCUGCUACCAAGCUGCCU